Anoplophora glabripennis (Asian longhorned beetle) is the source of this 2651-nucleotide messenger RNA. Its product is annotated as protein KRI1 homolog. Lineage: Eukaryota; Metazoa; Arthropoda; Insecta; Coleoptera; Cerambycidae. Bases 274 to 2538 code for a protein of 754 amino acids. Gene Ontology annotation, biological process: endonucleolytic cleavage in ITS1 to separate SSU-rRNA from 5.8S rRNA and LSU-rRNA from tricistronic rRNA transcript (SSU-rRNA, 5.8S rRNA, LSU-rRNA). The record is from RefSeq and is a predicted model, not a curated record. Gene Ontology annotation, cellular component: 90S preribosome; nucleolus. The transcript has 9 exons.
AUGUCUGACAAAGCUGUGCCGAAGAAUACUACUCAUUGGUCAAAUUGUUAUUAUAUAUCAUCAAAUUAUUUUAUCAUUGUGUCGAACAUUUAUAUUUAAUAUGUUAUAUAUUAUAUCUUAUAUUUAAUAUUUUCCAUUGUGUCCCUGCCUUAACUCUAACAUUUCUAACCCUAAUCUAACCCAAUUUUGUUAACCUAAUGCACAGAUCACGGAAACAAAACCUAAUGUGCUGGGUGCAAAAUAUUUGUAUAAAUUUUCUCGUAUGAUUUUAUAAUGUCUAAAAUUUUUGAAUGCGACUCUGAUUCUGAUGUGGAAAUUAGAACAGAUAAUCAGUAUGCCAAAAAUUAUAAUGUAUGGAGAAAAAAAGAGGAGUUAAAUAAACUUAAAACUAAAUAUGGGGACGAUGUGAAUCUAGAUGAAGAUUCGUCUAGUUCAUCAUCAGAUGAUGAGGAAGGCAUUAAACUAACAGAAGAAAACGAAAGAGAUUUUUUCAAGGCGUUGGCCUAUUUGAAAAAUAAAGACCCAAGAAUAUAUAAUGAAAAUGUGACAUUUUUCCAAGAUAAGAAUAAAUCUAAUGUUGUAACGGAAAGAAAGAAAAAAAAGAAAGAUGUUCCAAUGUAUUUGAAGGAUUAUGAGAGGAAAAUUAUUUUGGAAAAGGGGGGAGUACUGAGUGACGAGGAAUAUGAUACAGAAAAUACAUCAAAACCUGCUACAUAUAUUGAAGAGCAGCGACAUAUUAAAGAAAGUUUAAAGACAGCUUUAAACGCUAUUGAUGAUAAUGUAGGUGAUGAAGAAUGGGGUGGUUUAUUUAAGGAGAGGAAUAAAACACAAGAAGAAAAAGAGAAAGAAGAUUCUGAUUAUACAAAAUGGCUUUUAGGUGAGAAAGAAAAAGUUGGCGAGGAAGUUAAAAUAGAAUUACAACAACUUAAGGAGUACUGGAACAAUCCCAAUUUAGAUGAAGGUGAAAAGUUUCUCAGAGACUACAUAUUAAAUAAAAAAUUUCUGGACAAAGAUGAUGAUGAUUACAUUCCAACGUAUGAGGAAAUAAUUCACGAUUCUGAUCAAGAUCUUUCUAACGAUGAAAGCACUAUAGAGAAACAAGAAGAAUUUGAACAUAAAUAUAAUUUUAGAUUUGAAGAACCUGAUCAGGAGUUUAUUAAACGAUAUCCUCGUACAAUGGAAAAUUCAUCAAGAAGGAAAGAUGACAGGAGAAAGAUAAAAAGGCAAGAAACUAAAGACAGAAAGAAGAAAGAGAAGGAAGAAAAAAUGAAGGAAUUAAAAACACUUCAGGAGCUUAAACGGAAAGAAAUUGAGGAAAAGUUAGAAAAGCUGAAAGAAAUUACUGGCAAUUCUGAUAUUACUUUUGAGAAUCAGGACAUAGAUGGUGAUUUUGAUCCAGAGGCACAUGAUAAACGAAUGCAAGCUCUUUUUAAUGAUAAUUAUUAUCAGGGUCCAGAAGAAGAACAAAAACCUGUGUUUCCAGAAAUAGAUGAAGAACUAGAAAUAGAAUCUUGGGAUAAAUACGAGGGUGCAAAUGAAGACAAUACUCAAAGUAUACCACACUGUGAGGAUGACGACUUUAAUAUGGACUGCGAUUAUGAUCCCAAUUCUUCAACUCAAAAUGAGUUAAUAGAACAGACUAAGAGGAAGAAGAAAAGGAAACGGAAAUCAAUGGUUGCAGAAGCUUUAAGCAAACCUAAACCAAAAUUUGAUCCUACUGAUAAGACCUAUGAAAAAUACUUUGAUGAAUAUUAUAAGUUAAAUUGUGAAGAUAUAAUCGGAGAUAUUCCGUGUAGAUUUAAAUAUCGAACAGUGGUACCUAAUGAUUUUGGAUUAUCUACUGAAGAAAUCUUACUUGCUAAAGACCGAGAAUUAAAUAAAUGGUGUUCACUGAAAAAAGCCGUUCAAAUACGUCCAGAUCAUGUUGAAAAAUAUGAUCAAAUUGCCUAUAAGAAAAAAGCUGGUAAUAUAAACCUAAAGAAAAAAAUUCUACCUAGUUUGUUUACACCAGAUACAGGAGAGGAAGGUGGUAAAAUUCCUGAAGUAAAUAGUGAAGAAAAAAUGUUAUCAAGCGAAAGUAACAAUGGAGGUUUACGUUCUCCGAAAGUCAGUCGACAAAGUAACAGUGCUGUAAAAUGUAAAGAUGAAGAUGUAAAUACCAAUAGUGCACCUAAAAAGGAAACGAAUAAUAAAAAUAUCAAGGAACAAAUUAAUCAUGAUAUAAAAGAUUCAAAAAGCCUAGUAAAUCCAAAUAUAGAUUUUCGCGAGGUGAAAAAAUGUAAAUCAAAAAGGAAAAUAAAGAAAAAUAUUUCUAGUGAAACUAAUCAGAGUCAGAUUCUUCAAAGAAAAAGAAAGAUUUCAAUAAAUGGCCAAGGAGCUGUAGAAGUACCGAAGAAAAAAAAUAAGAAAGGCAAGAAGCAGAAUAAAAAUAAUAGUAAGAAGUUAGACAUAUCAGAUGCACGAUUAUCAGCAUAUGGUAUCAAUCCGAAGAAAUUUAAAAAUAAACUAAAAUUUGGGAAUAAAAUAUUGGAAAAAUAAACAUUUUUUUUAAAUGUAAUGUAACAAUGUAUUUGUAAGUACUAAAAAGUACUACAUUUUUUAUUUAAAUGUAAUAAUAUUUUUAUCUGUUUAAACACAUAGUAAAGUAUAAA